Messenger RNA from Parnassius apollo (apollo), 513 nucleotides. Lineage: Eukaryota; Metazoa; Arthropoda; Insecta; Lepidoptera; Papilionidae. The record is from the annotation of a GenBank genome assembly.
AUGCUCGAAUCCAGUAAGCAUAAGGCGAAUUUCUCUAGAAAAUCAGAAAGGCUCACCCAAAGACAUGCCCGAUUCAAGCAUGAAACUCUAGGUCAGUAUGCCACAUUGAAAGAGAGCAUAGAGAAGCUCCAGAAGGAAACUGAGUCAACCAGACUUAUUGCCUCAUACGAUCUUUGUGAGGCAGUUUCAGCAACGAAGAGAGAAAUAACAAAUUUUAGAAGCGAAACAAGCUUAGGCUCAAACUUGACAAGUCAGCUGCAGAUUAUCUCGGAAGAGAUAAAGUUACUUCGAGACAAUAUGAGCUCAUUUAGAAAAUCACCAACUGCAACCCAAGAUCAAUGGAAUUAUCUCUCAGAGGAACUCAAAGAGCUCCGGCGCAUCAUACAGGAGAUAUACACCAAUAGAGAAAGAUAUGAAUUACCUGCCAAUAUACCAGCGAAUAUAGCUGAUGCAAAUGUUGCUGCCGAGAUAUUGCAACAGGAAAUCACGGACUCCAAACUUUUGUUAAUCUAA